AUGGUUUUGUUUGCGUGCGUCCUUGUGGCGUACGCAGCAGCGAUGCCGCAGCCAGUUAACGAGAUAGCUCCAGUAAGCUAUCUAGAAAGUGGCGGCCAAGUAGCUGUUGAUAAGUCACAGGGUGAGGAUUUAGUCGGCGCUGAGAGUGCCCACUGGGGAGGUCGAGGCUGGGGAGGUGGUUACGGAGGAGGCUGGGGAGGUGGCAGAGGUUGGGGACACGGAGGAGGUUGGGGUGGCGGAGGAGGCUGGGGAGGCGGCGGUGGCUGGGGAGGCGGUAGAGGUUGGGGAGGCGGUUGGGGAGGACACGGAUAUGGCCGUUAA
This is a messenger RNA of Danaus chrysippus (African queen), 321 nucleotides long. NCBI's taxonomy places the organism in Eukaryota, Metazoa, Arthropoda, Insecta, Lepidoptera, Nymphalidae. The record is from the annotation of a GenBank genome assembly.